AUGUCUGAACAGUACUCACCGGGAGAAGCCACACUUGCUGCUGAGGCCACAGAUUAUUACAGCCGCUCUCAGCUUGGGUCGUGCUUUAGUCAUAUGAAAAAGCUGCAUUCAAUGAGACCUGCCGACCCCAAGGUUCUGGCAAACAUGGCUCUCAUUGAAUUUAUCCACCAGAACAAUAUGACUUGUUCAGAUGAAUACCUAUCACAACUUCGAAAGGCUGCUAUCCUUGCUUGUUCGCCCAUUUUUGUGACCGGUGACUCUGACAUCCAUGCUGCUCUGAGGCCUGUUAGUCCCACAGCUGAACAGUCCAUCAUCUCUAUACACUACAAUUAUGCUCUUGUUCUGUUCUAUCAAAGGCAGUAUGUGCGGUCAGAACGCAUGAUUGCUGGUCUACUCGGCAUAGCAACGGCAGACGCCUCCCCCGCUUCUAUUGAAUUUCCCUUGGCAUACUGGCUACAACAGCUGAAUUCAAGCGGUGAAGGUGUCGGGAAUCCGGUGAAGGUAGAAGUGAUAGAAAUGCUUAGAGAGAUUGCUCGUCCGUUGCGCGUUUUUCGUCUCCGGGCCUGCCUACUAACUGGACGGAUCAGGAUUGCUCAGGAAGAGGCUAGUCAGCUCUCCCAGUCAAGCAAUACUUCUGAUGACAAAAGCUGGGACACUUCUAAAAGUCUUGAGUAUGCUCGUGCUCAGCUCUCGUAUUUGCAACAAGAUCACACCAAGACCGUCAAGCGUCUGAACACACUCCUUCCUUCUGAAUCCACCUCAUCGCCAACCUCUGUUGAAUGGGAAUCCUCUCUGGUGUGGAACAAUCUCUCCCUCACCUACUUUCGCGCCGGCCACCUCGGCCUGGCAAUGCUGGAGGCGCGCGCUGCUCUUCGACGUACCAAAAGCCUGGCAGACGAAGCUACUACGUCAGCGACCGAGGUCAGGCGAUUGGUCAACCGCACGCCCCUGCACCAGUUGAGUGCGAGUCGGCACUACGAGUUGCUUUACAACACGGGUGUCCAACUCCUCCUUGGGCAGAAACAUCCCGAGACUGCUUUCAAUGCUCUCCUCACUGUGGUCAAAGCGUAUCCGCGCAAUCCACGUCUUUGGCUUCGUCUUGCUGAGUGCUGUGUCAAGGUGCAUAGACCUGAUAACCUCAAUGAUUGGAGCGCGGAGUCUCGAGCGUCUUGUCUGCUACGCGCGGUGGGCGAAGGUGCCGCUCGGAAACUGAUUAUUGGGGCUGAUGUGGGACCCCCGAAAUCAUCGUCAACUGGGUCGACAUCAACGUCGGAGGCGAAUCUGAGUCUGGAAUUCGCUGUGCAGUGCCUUCGCAACGCCGCUUUCUUACUCCCUCGGCCACCGAUAGAUUUGGAUACCUCCACCAGUCCCCCCGACCAACUGCCUGUUGAUCGACUGCGCUCUGCUCUCCUCAAGUGGGCUGCUGAGCAGGCAAGACCCACUUUCCUCUGCUUUCGUGCUUAA
Echinococcus granulosus is the source of this 1464-nucleotide messenger RNA. RefSeq names its product CCR4-NOT transcription complex subunit. Gene Ontology annotation, molecular function: protein binding. NCBI's taxonomy places the organism in Eukaryota, Metazoa, Platyhelminthes, Cestoda, Cyclophyllidea, Taeniidae. Gene Ontology annotation, biological process: negative regulation of translation; mRNA catabolic process. The transcript is spliced from 6 exons. The record is from RefSeq and is a predicted model, not a curated record. Gene Ontology annotation, cellular component: CCR4-NOT complex. The coding region runs from base 1 to 1464 and encodes 487 amino acids.